Molecule: messenger RNA, 1074 nt
Organism: Leptosia nina
Lineage: Eukaryota; Metazoa; Arthropoda; Insecta; Lepidoptera; Pieridae
Source: the annotation of a GenBank genome assembly
AUGAAAAGAGCAAUCGAGAGACGUUGGCGUGAUUCUGCUUCGUUGAUAGUGCUAGCUAAGCGAAAUGUGGAUGCGAUAUCGAAGUCAAACACGGAUGCGUGUAACUAUGAUAUCUUGUUGCAGACUCGAACGCAUAACGCAUCUUUCUCGAACAGUGUAGUAUUUCCGGGCGGAGUGACAGAGGAGGCCGACGCCAGCGAUCACUGGCUACCUCUGUUCACCAAUUUCGGGUACACGAAGCGCGAUUUUGAGGCGCUCCAUCGCCCAGGAUCCCCCGCCAACCCCAUUUUUAAAGACGAUCCCGUGCGCAGGCACAUUGCAUUAAGAAUUAGUGCUAUACGAGAGACAUUUGAGGAGCUCGGACUGCUUAUUUGUAGUACGGAACACAAAAAUAAUAAGCCGGACAUUUGGAGUGGCAUCCUUUCUAAUGUAGACACUAAACAUUGGCAGAGCAAGAUCAGCAAAAAUCCAUCAGAAUUGUUCAAUCUUUGUAAAGAGUAUAAUUGUUAUCCUGACAUCUGGUCUUUACAUUAUUGGAGCAACUGGUUAUCUCCUGUUACAUUGCCAAAGCGUUUUGAUACCGCUUUCUAUGUUGCAGCAGUAAAGGAUAAGCCUGCCAAUAUUCAAAGCAGUAAUGAAGUAGUGAAGGUUGAGUGGGAUCAUCCAAUUAAUUUAUUGGAAAGGAACACUAAAGGAGAAGUAAUACUACAUCCACCACAAGGCUAUGAAUUAAGUCGUUUCAGCCAUAUAACUGAUUUAGGGAAAUUAAUCAGUUUUGCGCGAAAUAUUACCAGUCAGGGUAAUGAGCUUAUUUUCCCAAUCCCUAUACGGGCUAAGGAUGGAUAUGUAUUUUUGUUACCAGGUGACCACUUAUACCCAGCGAAUGUAGAUUACAACGCGCAAAUAAUCACUAAAGACAAGACGACAAAGGAACUUCGUGAUACUACUAAAACUCUACAUCGCCUCGAGAUUGCUGGAUCUGAAAGAUUGAUUGUAGUACACAAUUAUACACCAAAGAACCAUAUCAAUAUGGGAAAUCAAAUCAAGUCUGUGAACAUUACAAUUCAUCAAUAA